AUGUAUGGUUCUUAUGGUCCUACCUCUCUUAUGAUGUACGAUCCUUAUGGAUCUACGGUAAGAUGUACUGGUUCGACUUUCAUGACAUACGGCACUCAAGUCUGUGUCACACAUGGGAAUAGCUUCCCAAAUGCUCAAUUUGCGCAUUGA
Sclerotinia sclerotiorum 1980 UF-70 is the source of this 150-nucleotide messenger RNA. RefSeq lists its product with no specific name. The transcript is spliced from 2 exons. The record is from RefSeq and is a predicted model, not a curated record. Lineage: Eukaryota; Fungi; Ascomycota; Leotiomycetes; Helotiales; Sclerotiniaceae. The coding region runs from base 1 to 150 and encodes 49 amino acids.